AUGGCGCUGGACCUACAGCCGCCCGACGGUCGCAAACGGGUCAAGGUCUACGAACUGAGGGAUAAUGACUGGUUCGAUCGUGGUACUGGCUUCUGUACGGGUCAAAUGGUUGGGGAGGAGCAUCGAAUAUUCGUCGAAUCAGAAGAUCAACCCAAUCGCGUUUUAUUAGAGACGCGCAUCACGAAGGAUGAUGGCUAUCAAAAACAGCAAGAAACUUUGAUUGUCUGGACGGAACAGAAUGGAACAGAUAUGGCGCUUAGUUUUCAAGAGGCUGAGGGAUGUGCAGUGAUUUGGGAAUUUGUGAAUUCUGUUCAGCAACAUCUGAAUUUGAAUGCAGCCGAUGACGCUCUUUCCGACGAUCUCGAAAGCUAUCAAACAAUCGCACUACCCCCGCCUGAACUGAGGAAUCUCCCCGACAUCGAACAGAUGGUACGCGCGGCUAGUAUGACACAGGCAGGUCGCGAUGCCCUGUCCAAGUUCAUCAUUCGAGAUGAAUACAUCAGCAAGCUGGUUCCUCUCGUGGAAACAGCAGAGGAUCUGGAAAGCUUGGCAGAUCUGCACCGACUGUGCAAUAUCAUGAAAUCCCUCAUCUUGUUGAAUGACAACACAAUCAUCGAAACUGUCGUGGCAGAUCAGGUCAUCCUGGGUGUGGUUGGAGCUUUGGAAUAUGACCCUGAAUUUCCCACCCACAAGGCGAACCACCGGCAAUACCUCGCAGAUCAGUCUCGCUACAAAGAAGUGGUCCCCAUCAAGGACCCGAUUAUCCGCAGGAAGAUCCGGAGCACCUGGCGUCUGCAAUAUCUGAAGGAUGUGGUUCUCGCCCGGAUUCUGGAUGACCCAACAUUCUCCGUACUUAACUCCCUGAUCUUCUUCAACCAGAUGGAAAUUGUGAAUCACAUCCAAACCAAUGCGCCUUUCCUCCGGGAGCUCUUUCAUCUCUUUGAUGGAAGAAACACCGAUAUCAGGCGCAAGGAUGAUGCGGUGCAAUUUUUGCACCAAUGUGCAGCCAUUGCGAAGAAUCUCCAGGCACCAUCGCGAGCCCAACUGUUCGCCAACUUCAUUGGCCAUGGCCUAUUUGCAGUGAUUGCUUUUGCAGUUAAGCACCCAAAUCCUGCUAUGCGCACAACCGGCAUUGAUAUCCUUGUCGCAUUAUUGGAUCAUGAUCCAGUGAUGAUGCGUGGAUACAUGCUCAAGGCUGUCAAUGAAAAGAAAACACCCCUCACAGAUACCCUGAUCGACCUGCUUCAUACCGAGACUGACCUCGGAGUUAAAAACCAACUAGCUGAUGCUAUUAAGAUCCUGCUUGACCCCCAGAUACCCCUGCAGGACCCGCUUGCCCGGGCUGGACCCGAUUACUUUAAAGUCCGUUCUGCCAACAUUCUCAAUGAUGCAUUUGUUCAGCAGCAUUUCGAUGAUUCUUCUAAGCGACUCUUCCAGCCGCUUAGGCAUCUUGCUAAUCGCGCUUCUCUUAAUGACUUGACGUUCCAAGAAGUCACGCUCUAUUCACAUCUUGUUGAUAUUCUAACCUUCUUCGUCCGCCAACAUCUUUUCCGCACGCGCAAUGCGAUCCACAGCGAAUCACUUGCGCCUCGCGUUGCUCAACUUCUGACUGCCCAUCAAAAACCCUUGAAGCUCGUUGCUCUAAAAUUCUUCCGCACCUUGAUCAGUCUCCAAGACACCUUCUACCAAGCUUUAAUGACACAUAACAAUACUUUCGGCCUCAUUCUCGAUAUCGUCUACGAGACAAUGCCUCGCGACAAUCUGCUCAAUUCAGCCUGUCUUGAGCUGUUUGAGUUUAUCAAGAGAGAGAAUGUGAAGCCAUUCAUUCUCCAUGUUGUGGAAAAGUACCGAGAGAAGCUCGAGAAUAUCACUUAUGUCGAUACAUUCCAGAACUUGAUUCUGCGCUACGAGCAAAUGCAAGGAUAUGGAGCCGAGGCGGAACCAUUGUUUAGUAACGAAGAUGACAGCGCGCCGCGCAGAAUGCCACUCAAUGGUCAACGUUGGCAAGGAGUCAAGGAGAUGGAUGCUGCGGAAGAGGACUACUUUGGCACGUCCGACGACGAAGAUGAUCACAUCCAACGGCUCUACCCCGCGGACAAGCCGCUGGUUGAUUAUCCCGAUGACGAUGACGAGGAUGAAGAUGCGAUGGAUACCAAACCCGAAGCUCUCUCAACGCAACCACCACAGGCGGAGUCGACAACCGCGGAUGAUGCUCCAGUUGAAACAGGCUCAGAGACUGGCUCAACACCAAGCUCACCUGCUCAGACACCGCCACCUGAGCGAUUGGCUGAGAAGCGUCGGCGCGAGGAAGAAGACGAGGACGAGUUAUUGAAGCUUACCACAGGACCCAAACGCCGAAGCUCAACAAGUAGCAAUUCUGGUGCGGGAUUCUUGAAUCGGAAGAAAUCCUUGUCGAUUGGCCCGAUAGGCACAGGCGAGAAAGGAACAGGAAUUUUGGGAGGUACAGCGCCGAAAAGAAUUGCUAUCAACUUAAGCCCGACGACAAGGUCUCCCGUUUCAGAGGCUGACAAGUCAUCCACAACAGAUGCUCCAGGAGAGACCAAUGAAAAUGAGAAACCCGAUGAUAGUCAAGGCGACGGAGGUGGUUGA
Messenger RNA from Penicillium malachiteum, 2610 nucleotides. RefSeq names its product SMEK family protein. Gene Ontology annotation, biological process: DNA damage response; protein dephosphorylation. Gene Ontology annotation, molecular function: protein phosphatase activator activity. The transcript has 8 exons. The record is from RefSeq and is a predicted model, not a curated record. NCBI's taxonomy places the organism in Eukaryota, Fungi, Ascomycota, Eurotiomycetes, Eurotiales, Aspergillaceae. Gene Ontology annotation, cellular component: protein phosphatase 4 complex; nucleoplasm. Bases 1 to 2610 code for a protein of 869 amino acids.